Psilocybe cubensis is the source of this 2214-nucleotide messenger RNA. RefSeq lists its product as uncharacterized. The transcript is spliced from 15 exons. Lineage: Eukaryota; Fungi; Basidiomycota; Agaricomycetes; Agaricales; Agrocybaceae. The coding region runs from base 1 to 2214 and encodes 737 amino acids. Gene Ontology annotation, cellular component: plasma membrane; secretory granule. Gene Ontology annotation, molecular function: syntaxin binding. The record is from RefSeq and is a predicted model, not a curated record. Gene Ontology annotation, biological process: intracellular protein transport; vesicle-mediated transport.
AUGUCCUCGUUGAUAACCAUUGUACGCAACAAGUUCUUGGAAGCAAUACGUUCCGUCAACCCGCCCACGCGUUGGAAGAUUCUCGUCGUUGAUGAAUACUCUCAGAAACUCUUAGGCGCUGUCCUGAAGCAGUUUGAUAUCUUGGAGGAGAAUGUAACCUUGAUCGAAUCCAUUACCAGUAUUCGCGAGCCCCAGCCAGGUUUCGAGGCCAUAUACUUGCUGAUGCCGACAAGCCAGAACGUUGACCGCAUCAUCAGAGACUUCUCCAAUAAUAAGCAAUAUGCUGCAGCACACUUGUUCUUCAUUGAAGGUCUCCCGGAGAAAUUGUUUGAGCGCCUGACAUCAUCACCCGCCGAGCCCUACCUUCAAGCGCUGAAAGAGCUUUUUCUCAACUUCAAUGCCAUCGAGGCCCAGGCAUUUUCUAUGAAUGAACCUGGUUACUUUUUCAGCAUAUACAGUCCACCUAGAACAGAAUCUUCCUACAAACCUGCACGGGCACGCUUAGAAGAAGACCUGAGAUUCAUGAGUAAAAUGAUCUCCAAUGUUUGUAUAUCUCUGAACGAAUUUCCAUAUAUCCGAUUCUACAUGCCUUCCAGUCAUCAACCCCUUGGACCAUUGAAACCCAAUGCACAAACUCGACCACCACCACCACCCGAGGGCGCGAGCCGAUGGAGAACAAACCUGGCUCGCGGUGCAGAAGCGCGGGCAUAUGAGUCCGUAGAAUCAGACUUUGUCACCAAGCUACUUGCAUUUAUGGUCCAAGACGCACUAGAGGAGCAUAAGAAGAUGAAUCCUGAUUUUGGAAAAGUCGAUCCUGCUCGACCAAGAGCCACGUUACUGAUUACAGAUAGGUCGAUGGAUAUGAUGGCUCCAUUUGUGCACGAGUUCACAUACCAAGCUAUGGCCAACGACCUUUUACCCAUUGAAAACGGAACAAAAUAUUCAUACAAAUUUCAGUCGUCCAUGGGUGCUUAUGAGGAUAAAGUCGCCAUUUUGUCAGAUGCUGAUACUACUUGGACUUCCGUUCGCCACCUUCACAUGCGCGAAGCUAUUGAUAAACUUAUGUCUGAUUUCAACAAGUUCCUGGAAGAAAACGCCGUCUUCAAAGGAGAAGGUGCUGCCAACCUUAAUGACAUGAAGGAUAUGCUUGCAAACUUGCCUCAGUAUCAAGAACAACGUGAAAAGUUUUCCUUGCAUCUAAAUAUGGCACAGGAUUGUAUGGCCCUUUUCGAAAAGGAGAAGCUCUCAGAAAUCGCAAAUGUUGAACAGUCGUGCGCAACAGGCCUCACCGCUGAAGGCAAGACUCCAAAAAGCCUUGUAGAAGAGAUGGUACCUCUCCUAGAUAGUAGAGAUGUUCUGAACAUGCGUAAAGUACGAAUCAUCGCGUUGUAUAUUCAAUACAGAGACGGUGUACCGGAUGAAGAUCGCAGACGAUUAUACCAACACGCAAGGCUGACUCUUGCAGAACAAGACGCUGUCAAUGCUCUCGUCCAUCUCGGUGUCCGGAUCGCAAGAGGUCCUACCGAUAAAGACACGAAGAAGAAGAUCAAACAAAAGAUAUCCGGAGAUGAAUACGAACUUUCUAGGUUUAAACCUGCAGUGAAAUCUAUUAUCGAGGACCAUGUCGCCGAUAAAUUAGACCCCGUAAUGUUCCCCUACGUGAAAGACGCACCAUCAGCCAUGCCGUUAUCCCCACGCUCACCUCCACCACAAACGACUUCUUUACGCAGUCAGAAACCAGCGUGGCAUAGAGCCCCAAAAGCUUCUGUGCAGGUUGACAAUCGACAGAGAUUACUUCUUUUCGUCGCAGGUGGUGUAACGUACUCCGAGAUGCGUGAAGUUUAUCACCUAUCAGAAUCGUUACACAAAGAUAUUUUCAUUGGGUCCACACAUGUUCUUACUCCCAAGGGCUUUGUCGACGAUCUCAAAGUCCUUGACUUGGGAGGUGCCGGUUCCAGAGCUCUGCCAAACGGGCUCCGAGAUAUGAGAGGGGAACCAAAGUCUCAUCAACAGCUUUACGAUGAAAAAUACUUCGUACAAGAUGCACCUCCGCCUCAGCGUGUGGCGCCCAAGGCAGCGAAGAACCUUGCGCCACCACGCACAGCAACGCCAAUACAAAUAUCUCCCACAAAUUCUUAUCAGGAAUCCGUCAAUUCUUCCGCACCCUCCGUAAAAGAUGAAAAGAAGAAGAAACGAGGUCUUUUCCGCUUCUAA